This is a messenger RNA of Dovyalis caffra, 216 nucleotides long. NCBI's taxonomy places the organism in Eukaryota, Viridiplantae, Streptophyta, Magnoliopsida, Malpighiales, Salicaceae. The record is from the annotation of a GenBank genome assembly.
AUGGCCACGGAGUUUGACGAACGAGUGGGCUUUCUAACCUCUCCUUCCCAACCUGAGAAGAAAGCAGCCGUUGAAAUUGUUCGAGAAUUAACGGGAUCUGAGGAUGGUUACCGUCUCUUUUCAAGUAUGCCAAGAGCUCAGCGGAGUAUUCUUCAGGAGAUGAUAGAAUCACGCUUAAUUUUUGAGCAAAUUUCUUCAUAUGCAGUUGGAACCUAA